Puccinia graminis f. sp. tritici CRL 75-36-700-3 is the source of this 383-nucleotide messenger RNA. RefSeq lists its product as uncharacterized. The transcript has a single exon. Bases 1 to 375 code for a protein of 124 amino acids. The record is from RefSeq and is a predicted model, not a curated record. Lineage: Eukaryota; Fungi; Basidiomycota; Pucciniomycetes; Pucciniales; Pucciniaceae.
AUGAAAAUGACCGGUCCAGGCGCAAGAACUGUUCGAACUCGGAACUCCCGCCCUCAGCGUCAGCGCGAGGCAUACUUGGAGCAGAGAGCCCGGAUUUACUACCAGGCUACCCACCCCGCUCUGGUCGGACCACGUCAUCCAUGCGCGCCCCCUGUCCGUCACCCCAGAACACUGACCGUAAUCAUCCGCGGAGCUCUCCCCGAGUCCCGUGGGCUCGGAACACCAGCCAGACCCGCGUUAGGUACACAAGGAGUUCUUCGAAGCCCCAGCGGUGGCCAGAAUAUUGAUGAAGAAGAGCGAAAAAAGAUGCGCGCGGCUGCAUUCUUGCGAGUUUCUUUACUAAUUUCCAGGAGAGCACCCGUGGCAAACCGUUGAGGCGUUAU